AUGUUUGAUAUGAGCACUAUGGAAAAGCGCCGAAGCGUUUGCUCUACCUUGUCUUCAACCAUGGGCAUGGAUGACAGCUCGUGGGGUGAGAUCAGCGUCGAGAGUGUCUUGACAGAUCACCGUCCCGUAAAAGACAAGUCCAGCCGAACGAUCAAAACCAUCUCUUCGUCCUCCUUGGGUUCCCUGGCUGGACAUGAGUCGGCUGAGAUUGAUUUUGACGAUCUCGUACAAAGUAUUCCAUCGAGCUGUCUGAACGAUGACACCCGGUUGACUUAUAGCCAACAAGAACUGAGCAUGGACGAUGAUGUGAGCAGGAGUUCUUGGGGAGAACUGGACCUGGAUGAUCUGGAAGAAUCCGCCGUGAACUUUACUCGUCGUCGUUCUACCACCAACAUCAAAAAGCAACAACGCACCAAGCCACGCAGCUACGGAAAGCCCAUGGAUGAUGACAUCUCUGGCCUGACUUGUGGUGGUCCCAGUGGCCGAAGAGUGGCUCGGCGAGACUUGGAAGACAGCGGCAGUGAACUGGCUGUUUGCCUAAAGAGUCUUUACAUGGAUUACUGCGACAACAUCAGCAACAAGGCUACAAGUUACAGUCAAUUGCCAGAACUCAAGAGACAUCAAACUUGCUAA
This is a messenger RNA of Seminavis robusta, 633 nucleotides long. The record is from the annotation of a GenBank genome assembly. NCBI's taxonomy places the organism in Eukaryota, Bacillariophyta, Bacillariophyceae, Naviculales, Naviculaceae.